AUGGUCAAAGAGACUAAGCUCUACGAUACCCUUAAUAUCAAGCCUGAGGCUUCUCAGGAUGAGAUUAAGAAGGGAUACAAAAAAGCUGCUUUGAAAUGGCACCCAGACAAGAACAAGGAUAGCCCCGAUGCGGCUGAAAAGUUCAAAGAAUGCUCACAAGCAUACGAAAUCCUUUCCGAUCCCGAGAAGCGCAAGAUCUAUGAUCAAUACGGUCUCGAGUUCCUCCUCCGCGGCGGCAGCGCUCAGCCCGAAGGCGGUGCCGGUGCCGGCGCCGGUGGUAACCCCUUCGCUGCUGGAGGUAUGCCCGGUGGGUUCGGCGGAUUCGACUUCAGUGGUGGUGGUAUGCCUGGCGGAGGCACCCGAACCUUCCACUUCAACACCGGCGGUGGAGGUGCUGGCGGCUUUGGUUUCAGCAACCCAGAAGAUAUUUUCGCCGAGUUCAUGCGCAACGGAGCUGGCGGCAUGCACGGCGGUGUUGAUGACGAUGAUAUGGCAGGCAUGUUUGGCGGAUACGGCGGUGCUCGAAGCCGCGCUUCACGUGCACGAUCCGGUUUCGAGCCUCGAGCCAGAGAAACCACCCCUGAGGUCACCACUGUCGAGCGACCUCUGCCUCUGACACUUGAGGAGUUGUUUAAUGGCGUCACCAAGAAGAUGAAGAUCAAGCGCAAGACCUUUGACGACUCUACCCAGAAGCGGGUACAGACCGAUCAAAUCCUCGAAGUUCCUAUCAAGCCAGGUCUGAAGAAGGGUUCCAAGAUCAAGUUUAACGGAGUCGGCGAUCAAGUAGAGGGAGGUCGCCAGGAUCUUCACUUUAUUGUCGAAGAGAAGGAACAUCCUCUCUACAAGCGCGAGGACAACGACCUCAUCCACACUGUCACUCUUGACCUCAAGGAGGCGCUGACUGGUUGGAGGCGAACAGUGACCACGAUCGACGGUCGACAACUCAACCUGGAGAAGGGAGGUCCCACUCAGCCAAACAGUGAGGAGCGUUAUCCCGGUCUAGGUAUGCCAAUUUCAAAGAAGCCAGGCCAGCGAGGCGACUUUGUCGUCAAGUACAAGAUCAACUUCCCUUCGAGUUUGACUGCCGACCAGAAGCAGAAGUUGAAGGAGAUUCUAUAG
Messenger RNA from Fusarium coffeatum, 1119 nucleotides. RefSeq lists its product as uncharacterized. Gene Ontology annotation, cellular component: cytosol. Gene Ontology annotation, biological process: translational initiation. The record is from RefSeq and is a predicted model, not a curated record. NCBI's taxonomy places the organism in Eukaryota, Fungi, Ascomycota, Sordariomycetes, Hypocreales, Nectriaceae. Bases 1 to 1119 code for a protein of 372 amino acids. The transcript is spliced from 3 exons. Gene Ontology annotation, molecular function: protein-folding chaperone binding.